Penicillium bovifimosum is the source of this 1473-nucleotide messenger RNA. Its product is annotated as cytochrome P450. The record is from RefSeq and is a predicted model, not a curated record. The coding region runs from base 1 to 1473 and encodes 490 amino acids. NCBI's taxonomy places the organism in Eukaryota, Fungi, Ascomycota, Eurotiomycetes, Eurotiales, Aspergillaceae. The transcript is spliced from 4 exons. Gene Ontology annotation, molecular function: heme binding; iron ion binding; oxidoreductase activity, acting on paired donors, with incorporation or reduction of molecular oxygen.
AUGUCUUGGUUUCAAUGGACAAUCAUUUCCCUAUUCGUUUGCAUCCUCCUGCUCGCAGUUACCAUCUACAAUAGCAGAAAAUCAGGCCUCUCUCAUAUCCCCGGCCCCUUCCUCGCACGCUAUACAGACGCAUGGAACUUAUGGCUCGCCUGGUCAACACUCCACAACGGGACCGGCCCUUCCUCCUAUCGCAAGCUUCAAGCAAAGUACGGCAGCGUUAUACGGACAGGUCCCAAUUCCGUCACUGUCCUGGACCCAUCCGCUGUGCCAACAAUAUAUGGCGUUCGGUCCCAUCUUGCCAAGAGUCCAUCUUAUAUUCCCUUCCGCCAACCCAACGUGACCACCAGUCUGCUCAGUAUACCGGAGGAACACGUACAUGCCAAGUACCGAAAGCUCGUCUCGAAUGCCUACUCCAUGAGCUCAAUCAAAGGGUACGAGCCGUAUGUGGAUCAGACGGUGGCUCGAUUUGUGGAAGUGUGUCGAGAACAUGCUGAACGCAAAGAGCCGAUCAAUUUCAGUGUAUGGUGUCAUUACUACUGUUUCGAUGUGAUCUCAAUCCUCACGUUCGGGUAUUCUCUCGGCUUUCUUGAAGGAAAAGAUUCACUAGGUCUGAUCCAAAGGAUCAAAUAUUUCAGAGACUACACCACCCUCGUCUCCCAGAUGCCAUGGUUGCAUAAGAUCUUCAGUGACAAUUUUCUUCUUAGGAGUCGCAAACGCUCUGCCUUCAUGGAUUUAGUUAGAGAUCGCAUCCGCGGUCGCAUGCAAGAGUUCAAAGAGGAAGACAAGGAGAGACCAGACUUCCUAUCCCACUUACUCGCAUCCCACUUUCAACAUCCUGAGACCAUGACCGAGCAGCAAGUGAUGAUCUUCGCAUCUGGGAAUUUCAUUGCCGGCGGGUUCAGUCCAGCUGCUACUCUCAACGAAUUGUGCUAUUACCUGGUCACCCAUCCAAACUCACAGGACAGGUUGUUCGCGGAAGUACAGCAAGCUGGAAGCCCCACUACUUUUGACGAGCUCAAGAAUCUGCCAUACUUGGAGGGCGUUAUCAGAGAAGCAUAUCGAUUGCAUAGCUCCACUUCCGGGACGUUCCAGAGAGUGACGAACCCAGACGGCCUUGUCCUUCCGAAUGGUUGCAGUCUGCCUGGGUCGGCAUAUGUGGGUUGUCCGUCUGCUACGAUCAAUAGAGACACGACUAUCUUCGGUCCAGAUGCAUAUGAGUAUAACCCAGAAAGGUGGUUGCAGGGUCCGAAUGAGAACAGUGAUGAGUAUUCUGAGAGAAGACGGGCGAUGGAUCGAGCUGAAUUGUCGUUUGGUCAAGGCUCUCGAUCCUGUAUCGGGAAGAGUGUUGUUGCAUUGGAGAUGUUCAAGGUGAUUGCCUCCUUAGUGAGUCACUUCAAGUUCGAGCUGGCUGGGUACCCGCAGAAGUCGGAGGUAAAGGCAUUUGUACACCUUCGAGAAGACGUCAAGAGAUAA